Messenger RNA from Esox lucius (northern pike), 7074 nucleotides. It is a transcript of the gene ckap5, whose product is annotated as cytoskeleton associated protein 5. The record is from RefSeq and is a predicted model, not a curated record. Gene Ontology annotation, cellular component: kinetochore; centrosome; microtubule plus-end. The transcript has 44 exons. The coding region runs from base 157 to 6249 and encodes 2030 amino acids. Lineage: Eukaryota; Metazoa; Chordata; Actinopteri; Esociformes; Esocidae. Gene Ontology annotation, molecular function: microtubule plus end polymerase activity; microtubule plus-end binding. Gene Ontology annotation, biological process: mitotic spindle organization; microtubule polymerization; establishment or maintenance of microtubule cytoskeleton polarity.
CGCUCCUCCCUCUGACUCUCCGCCCUUGGAGGCGUUUCAAUCCUCGGAGUGAGUAAUGUUCAAAUAUCGGCUCCAUCUAAAUAGCUAUCCUCGUUUUGCCUAGCAGAACCAACCCCAGUUUGAUUUGUCACGCCUAAGGCGAACCCAGAGGUCAUCAUGGGCGACGACAGCGAGUGGAUGAAAUUGCCCAUCGACCAGAAGUGUGAACACAAGGUCUGGAAAGCCAGACUAAAUGGCUAUGAAGAAGCCUUGAAGCUCUUCCAAAGGAUAGAGGAUGAGAAAAGCCCAGAAUGGGGCAAAUACCUUGGUCUGCUUAAGAAAUUUGUGACUGAAUCUAAUGCUGUGGCCCAACUCAAGGGCCUUGAGGCGGCACUGGUUUAUGUUGAAAGUGCUCAUGUUGCCGGCAAGACGUCAGGAGAAGUGGUGUCAGGAGUGGUCAAUAAAGUAUUCAACCAACCCAAAGCUCGGGCCAAAGAACUGGGCUCAGACAUCUGCCUCAUGUACAUAGAAAUUGAGAAAGCAGAAGUGGUUCAGGAAGAGCUCAUCAAAGGCCUUGAUAACAAAAACCCCAAGAUCGUGGUUACUUGUAUUGAAACCUUAAGGAAGGCUCUUAGUGAAUUUGGCUCCAAGAUUAUUACUCUGAAGCCAGUGGUGAAGAUUUUGCCUAAACAGUUUGAGUCGAGAGAGAAGGCUGUUCGAGACGAGGCAAAACAACUAGCCAUAGAGAUCUACAAAUGGAUCCGGGAUGCCCUUCGACCUCCUCUCCAAGGCAUUAACUCUGUACAGUUGAAGGAACUGGAGGAGGAGUGGGUGAAGCUGCCAACGACACCCCCAAAACAGAGCCGCUUCCUCCGCUCACAGCAGGCCCUCAAGGCCAAGUUUGAACAGCAGCAGGCAGCGGGGGGAGAUGAGGUAGACGGAGACAAUGAUGAUGAGCCAGCACCUCAGGUGGAUCCUUAUGAACUACUGGAACCAGUGGAGAUCCUAUCCAAACUGCCAAAAGAUUUCUAUGACAAAAUUGAGGCCAAAAAAUGGCAGGAGAGGAAAGAGGCCCUGGAGGCUGUUGAGACUUUGGCUAAAAACCCCAAACUGGAGAAUGGUGACUAUGGGGACUUAGUCAGAGCACUGAGAAAGGUUGUUGGGAAAGAUGCUAAUGUUAUGUUGGUAACUCUGGCAGCCAAAUGUUUGGCCGGACUGGCUGCUGGGCUCCGGAAGAAGUUUGGAACAUAUGCAGGACAUGUGGUGCCAACAAUUUUAGAAAAGUUUAAAGAGAAGAAACCUCAAGUGGUCCAGGCUUUGCAAGAGGCUAUUGAUGCGGUCUUCCUCACUACCACUCUCCAGAAUAUCAGUGAAGAUGUGUUGGCCGUGAUGGACAACAAGAACCCGUCCAUUAAACAGCAGGCAUCUCUGUUUUUGGCCAGAAGCUUCCGCCACUGCACCCAAGCCACGUUGCCAAAGAGCAUGCUCAAAGCUUUCUGCCCUGCAUUUCUCAAGCAAGUGAACGACUCUGCCCCGGAGGUGCGAGACGCUGCGUAUGAGGCGUUGGGUACAGCCAUGAAGGUGGUGGGGGAGAAGGCUGUCAACCCAUUCCUUGCUGAUUUGGAUAAACUCAAGCUUGACAAGAUUAAAGAGAGCGCUGAUAAAGUGGAGCUGCCGGGAAAGAAAGGGGGAGGAGGCAGUGGAGGUGCCGAGAAGAAGGAGAAGCCUGUAGCUAAGGCACCUCCACCCACAGAGGCUCCAGCUAAAUCCUCUGGACCUCCUAAGAAGGCCCUGGCUGCUAAGUCUGGUGGACCUCCUAAGAAAGGCAAACCAGCUUCUGCUACGAGUGCAAAAGGAAAGAAAGGUCCUGAAAUUAAGGAAUUCAUAGAAACCGAGCUAUCAAUUGAGGUGUGUGAAGAGAAGUCGGCCACAGUGCUUCCUGCUUCCUGCAUGCAGCUGCUGGACUCCGCUAACUGGAAGGACAGACUGUCCAGCAUGGAGGAGUUUCAGAAGGCUGUAGAGCAGAUGGACAAAAGUGAGAUGCCUUGCCAGGCCCUGGUCAGGAUGCUGGCCAAGAAACCAGGCUGGAAAGAGACCAACUUCCAGGUGAUGCAAAUGAAGCUCCACAUUGUGGGCCUGAUUGCGCAGAAGGGCUCCUUCUCCAAGACCUCUGCCCUAGUGGUGCUGGACGGCCUGGUGGAUAAAGUAGGAGAUGUGAAAUGUGGGGCCAAGGCCAAGGAGGGCCUCACUGCCACCGCUGAGGCCUGCUCCCUGCCCUGGACUGCUGAACAGGUGGUCUCAAUGGUCUUUGCACAGAAGAAUCCCAAAAAUCAAGCAGAGACCCUGAACUGGUUGGCCAAUGCCAUGAAGGAAUUUGGAUUUGCUGGUAUCAACGUGAAGGCCUUCAUCAACAACGUGAAGACGGCCUUGGGGGCCACCAACCCUGCCGUGCGGACAGCGGCCAUCACUCUGUUGGGGGUCAUGUACCUGUACAUGGGAGCGCCGCUACGAAUGUUCUUCGAGGAUGAGAAGCCUGCCCUGCUGAAACAGAUUGACGAUGAGUUUGAAAAGAUGCAAGGCCAGUCGCCUCCUGCCGCAUUCAGAGGAGUUAAGAAAGGAGGUGCAGAGGAGGACGGUGAGGAGGCAGAAGAGCAGGAGGAGGAUGGAGGGGGUGACAUCAUGGAUCUGCUACCUAGAACUGACAUCAGUGACAGGAUCAGUCAGGACAUGGUGGAUAAGAUGGGAGAUAAGAACUGGAAGACCCGUAGGGAAGGUCUGGAGGAGGUUGCGGCAGUCAUCUCUGAGGCCAAGUUUAUCCAGGCCAGUAUAGGAGAGCUCCCCAUGGCUCUGAAGGGCCGUCUUACGGACUCCAACAAGAUCCUGGUCCUGCAGACCCUGACCAUUCUUCAGCAGAUAGCCAUUGCAAUGGGCCCCGCUCUGAAACAACACAUCAAGAGCCUGGGCAUGCCGAUCAUCACUGUCCUGGGAGACAGCAAGACCAAUGUGCGUGCUGCCGCCAUGACGACCCUGCAGGCCUGGGUGGAGCAGACUGGAAUGAAGGACUGGCUGGAGGGGGAGGACCUAUCGGAGGAGCUCAAGAGGGAGAAUCCCUUCCUUAGACAGGAGGUUCUGGGCUGGCUGGCAGAGAAGCUCCCCACCAUGCGCACGGUGCCCUCUGACCUGAGCCUGUGUCUGCCCUACCUGUACGCCUGUCUGGAGGACCGCAACGGAGACGUCCGGAAGAAGGCCCAGGACGCCCUCCCCACCUUCAUGAUGCACCUGGGCUAUGAGAAGAUGCUGAAGGCCACUGCCAAACUCAAGCCGGCCUCCAAGGAGCCCGUCUCUGCCCUGCUGGAGAAGGCCCGGGCAGUGAUGCCAGCCAAGCCCGCUCCACCUCCUGGCAAAGCCGGCGGGGCCAAGUCUGUCAGCGGUGGAGCCUCCGCCGCCAAGUCAGCUCCUUCUAAAGCUAAACCCAAACCUGUGAUUGAUGACUACGAAGACGACGAGCCGGAACCUGAGGCCAAGACUAAAAAAGUGGUCAAGCCUGGAGCCCCUAAAAAGGGUGUGCUUGGGAAGAAGGCGCCGGCCCCCAAAGCAAAUGCCAAGGAUGAGGAGGACCGGUCCGGGGUCAUCUUCAUCCUCGUGCCCAACGGCAAAGAGCAGAGGAUUAAGGAGGAGAAAGGGCUCAAGGUUUUGAAAUGGAACUUCCAGACGCCGCGAGACGAAUAUGUUGACCAGCUAAAGACUCAGAUGUCCACCUGCUUUGCCAAAUGGCUCCAGGACGAGCUGUUCCACGCUACAGAUUUCCAGCGCCAGGUCAAGGCUAUCGGGAUCAUGGGAGAUCGCCUGGAGGAUGAGCUGGAGGGGACAAUCAGCUGCUUGGACCUGAUCCUGAAGUGGUUCACGCUGCGUUUCUUUGAAACCAACAGCACUGUGUUGAUGAAGGUGCUGGAGUAUCUCAAGCUGCUUUUCCCCAUGCUGAGCAGAGAGAACUACCACCUCAACGAGUAUGAGGCUUCUUCCUUCAUUCCCUACCUCAUCCUUAAAGUUGGGGAAUCCAAGGAUGUGGUGCGGAAAGAUGUGCGUGCCAUCCUGACCAUGCUGUGUAAAGUCUACCCCGCCAGCAAAGUCUUCGUUUUCCUCAUGGAUGGAACCAAGUCCAAGAACUCCAAGCAGAGAGCCGAAUGCCUUGAGGAGCUAGGCUGUCUGAUAGAGAACUACGGAAUGAAUGUGUGUCAGCCGACGCCGGCCAAGUCCCUGAAGGAGAUAGCUGUACACAUUGGAGACCGGGACAAUUCAGUACGCAACGCUGCCCUGAACACAGUGGUGGCUGUGUACAAUGUCUGUGGGGACCAGGUCUACAAACUCAUUGGCAAUCUGUCCGAGAAGGAAAUGAGUAUGUUAGAGGAGAGGGUGAAGCGUUCUGCCAAGAAGACCCCGGCAGCAGCCCCUGCUCCCAUCAGACAGGCUGCAGAGCGGGAGAGGUCCCAGAGAGAACACCCGUCUAACCCCAACGCCACCUUCAUGAGGAAGCCUUCCCAGCAGCCUCAGGAGGAAGUGCCCAACAAGCUCAAAAUAAUGUAUCGCACUUAUAGGAUACAAGCGCGGACUCAGAACACGGAACGGGAGCACUCGCACCCCUCCAUCCCCAAGGAGUUUCAGCUGGACCUGGACAUGAUCGAGAACGACCACACGCGGGUCAGCGAGCUGCCAGACUUGGUGCAGCACCGCCUGGAUGAACUGCUGGAGCCCAUCAUGAUGCCAGAACCCAAGAUCCGCUCUGUUUCGCCCCACUUCGAUGACCUCCACAACAGCACGGCGUCCACCAUCAAUUUCGUAAUUUCCCAGGUGGCCAGUGGGGACAUGAACACCAGCAUCCAGGCCCUGGCACAGAUUGAUGAGGUGUUGAGGCAGGAGGACAAAGCUGAGGCCAUGUCCGGUCACAUCGACCAGUUCCUCAUCGCCACCUUCAUGCAGCUGCGCCUCAUCUACAACACGCACAUGGCCGACGACCGCCUCGACAAGAAGGACAUCUUCAAGCUCUACAGCUGCAUCAUUGGCAACAUGCUCUCACUGUUCAACAUGGAGAGCCUGGCCCGGGAGGCUUCUAUGGGUGUCCUGAAGGACCUGAUGCAUGGUCUGAUCACCCUGAUGUUGGACGCCCGGGUGGAGGACAUCGAGGACGGACAGCAGCUCAUCCGCUCUGUCAAUCUGCUGGUGGUUAAAGUGCUGGAGAAGUCUGACCAGACCAACAUCCUCAGUGCUCUGCUGGUGUUGCUACAGGACAGCCUGACCACCUCAUCAGGGUCUCCCAUGUUCUCUGAACUGGUCAUGAAGUGCCUGUGGCGUAUGAUCCGGUUUCUGCCCGAGACCAUCAACAGCAUCAACCUGGACCGCAUUCUGCUGGACGUCCACAACUUCAUGAAGGUGUUCCCCAAGGAGAAGCUGAAGCAGCUGAAGAGUGACGUGCCUCACCGGACCAUGAAGACCCUGCUGCACACGCUGUGUAAACUCACAGGGUCCAAGAUCCUGGACCACUUAUCUAUGAUCGAGAACAGGAAUGAUUCGGAGCUGGAGGCCCACCUGAGACGAAUAUUCAAACAUUCAAACUUCCCCGGCAUCAAGUCUGACAGGGGCACAGAGAAAGGCCAGGAUGACCGGAUGUCUAAAGCUAAAGUGAGCGACAUCCUCUCUGAGAUCUUCAAGAAGAUUGGCUCCAAAGAGAACACCAAAGAGGGCCUGACAGAGCUGUAUGAGUACAAGCAGAAAUACUCGGACGCUGACCUGGAGCCCUUCUUGAGGAACACCUCUCAGUUCUUCCAGAGCUACGUGGAGAGAGGCCUGCGUGUCAUUGAGUCUGAGAGAGAGGGCAAAGGCAGGAUCCAACCUUCUAGCACAGGGAUCCCCCAACAUGGCUUGGACUCCGGCUCGGCGCCUCUAAACGGAGAGGAGAUGAAACCUGCAGUGUACUACGAAAGACUGAAGAUACUCCGACAGAGGCAGGGACUGGAGAACAACCGGCAGGCUCAGCUGUUGCAGCAGGAGGAAGGAGACAGCGGACCGACACGUCCCAUCACGUCCCUGCUGUCCAAACCCUCCGUGGCUUCCUCCACAGACAUGCUCCAGAGCAAACUGUCUCAGCUCAAGGAGUCCCGCGAGUCCCACCUCCAACAGGAGCAGUCCCACAGCCCCACGCGGUCCUCGUCUCCCUCCGCCAACCUGGAUGACCUCAAGAAGAGGUUGGAGCGGAUAAAGAGCAAACGCCAAUAAAUUAUUCCGACUUGUGUAGCCCGUAACUCCACUUCUGUACCCCGUUUCCCCAGUGUGUUAGCCACCCUUUACCCAUCUUCCACCAGACACCAACACCCCGCUCUGGUCCUGGACAGCCCUGUCCCUCUCCUGUGUAUAAAUUAAAAACCUGUCAUUGUAUAAUAUACUGUAAGUGGACUACUUUUUGUUUAGUAUUGUGGCACAAUUGUCUGUAUAUACUCAAAUUUGCUAACCACCCGAUGCUUUUAAGUGUUAGGUUAGGGAUGUUGGUGCAUUUGAUAUAAAAAAGACUGAGACUUUGUGUACAGUUUGUGUAACUUUAAUCUAUCCUUUUUUAGAAGGUUUAGAGUUACUUGGUCAUACCAUAACAUGUCUCUUCCCCGGGGCGCUAUCGUGGUGGGUGAGAAUUUCAUUUCUGUUUGGUCACUUGAAGUAAACAAUUCUCUUCAUUGGGAAGCUUUGGGGAUAAAUAGAUUUGUAGUUUACUUCCUGAAUGGAAAUGGAAUUGACCUGCUUGCAUGCCCUGUCAGUUCAUACCACUGUUCGCUAAACAUGCUUUUUACAUCUGUGACACUCUUAAACUUGAAGGAUUUAACUUGUUCUUGGAGUAAAGGAAGAAGCAUGGCAUGAAGUAAUUGUUUUGUAAAUAACUUUAGCAUUACUAAAAUUCUGCUUAUUAAAUCAUUUGUUUACAGUGGCAGAAUGCUGCUGGUUCUGAUGCAUUGUUUUUUAUUUAAUAUUAAAGUAGUCUUAAAUUGUUGCUCUUAAGUUUUAAGUGUAUAAUCUAUAGUGAAAACUGCAAUAAAGUUGUUUUUUGACAAACUA